This is a messenger RNA of Lagenorhynchus albirostris (white-beaked dolphin), 317 nucleotides long. RefSeq names its product TP53-regulated inhibitor of apoptosis 1-like. Lineage: Eukaryota; Metazoa; Chordata; Mammalia; Artiodactyla; Delphinidae. The record is from RefSeq and is a predicted model, not a curated record.
AUAGGGGAGGCUUGCACCAACAUGAAGCAUGAGUACAAUUAGUUCUUCAAUCACUUGUUUGCCAGAUUCCUCAAGGGGGAUGGCUCUGGGGACCCGGGCACCUACCUCUUCAAGCGCUACCAGCAGUGUGUUCAGAAAGCAAUAAAGGAGAAGGAAAUUCCUAUUGAAGGACUGGAGUUCAUGGGUCAUGGCAAAGAAAAGCCUGAAAGCUCUUCUUGACCUUGACAGUCACCUUGAAAAUGGACUCCUCAAAUCAGGAAGUUGAGAACUCUGUAUCGUGUCCAUUAAAGCUGUGAAGAUAACAUCGAUUUGAUGCA